UUCGCCACGAGGAGUUCUCUUUGAAACAAGGGCGGGUUUCAUUUUUCAUUACUGGUGUGGUGUCUGUUUUUUCCAUCUUCGUUCUCAAAAUUUCAAUUUUGUAUCAUCGUCAACUACACCAACAAUGGAGGAAGAAUCAGAUAGAGGGAAGGGGAAGGAGAUAAAGGAGGGAGUAGCUUCAAUAGCAUUGUUGCCAUGUGGGUCCAUUUCUGGCCACUUCAUCCAACUUCCUCACAAUAUUUGCUAUGGCCUCCAUGGCACUGAACUGGAAUGCGAAAGAGAAUGUAGCAGGGGUGAGGAUUACCGUCUGAUCAAGCUCACAAUCAUAGACUACAAUAGCAAGAAAGAACGAGAUGCUUUUGUGGAGUGUAGAGGUCAUGAUGCUGCUCGGUUAAGUAGCAUAGAUCAUGCCCAUGGUUGGGAGAAAGAUGUUGUUGGUAUGGUUGAAGAGAAACAUGGGAAAAACAAGAUAGUGGUUUCUUUCAACUGUGAGACACUGAAAGCUGAGAAAGCUGCAGAAGACCAUAUUAGGAACUUCAUGCCUAAAUUAGCUGGUCUUGAUGCUGUUGUAAACAUUGGGCGGAUGAGCAUUACAGGGUUGGACUUCGAAGCUGAGGAAGUCGAUUCAAAGCAGAAUUCACCUGAAAUCUAAUGCGCACCUUUCCUCAUAGAGUAUUCCCAUCUUGGUCACUUUUGUGGUUUUUAGCCUCAUUUUACCACACCCUGUGUUUAGGUUUGCCUAGAUAGAAACUUCUACUUCCAAUUUCCUCACUUUUUUAUGUUUUCGUAAAGAAUGUUAAAAAUGACAUUUUUGCUAUAGUAACAGGUUCUCCUAAUUCCUAGUUUUAAGCUUGAACAGGAGGAUUGGAUAAAUUCUGUAACUUUAAAGAUUGUGCUGUUGGCUUGAUUAAGACAAUUCAAUAUAUUUUGGCUUCAUGAA
This is a messenger RNA of Humulus lupulus (European hop), 940 nucleotides long. RefSeq lists its product as uncharacterized. NCBI's taxonomy places the organism in Eukaryota, Viridiplantae, Streptophyta, Magnoliopsida, Rosales, Cannabaceae. The transcript has 6 exons. The coding region runs from base 125 to 652 and encodes 175 amino acids. The record is from RefSeq and is a predicted model, not a curated record.